Labrus mixtus (cuckoo wrasse) is the source of this 1597-nucleotide messenger RNA. RefSeq names its product chromosome 16 C18orf21 homolog (gene rmp24). The record is from RefSeq and is a predicted model, not a curated record. The transcript has 3 exons. Lineage: Eukaryota; Metazoa; Chordata; Actinopteri; Labriformes; Labridae. Bases 113 to 643 code for a protein of 176 amino acids.
UAAGAACACUGUGCAGGAGAGCACAGCUGAUGUGCUGAUACAUUUUUCAGAUAAUCUCUCUAUCUCCUCAGAACUGAAGCAGAAAUCCUCCAGUCUGGUGCAGAGCACCUCCAUGUGUCCUCACUGUUACCAGUUGCUGCUUCCAGACCAUCAGCGGGUGAGACUGCGGCCAAAGCAGCGCCCAUCUGCACGGGUGCAGAGCGUCCUGCGCAGGAAGGCCAGGGGCAAACGACUCAGCAUGAUGCAGAAAAAACUGCUGCAACGUUUCGAAAAGUCCUGCUCAGUACUGAUGGCCACCUGCCACACUUGCAACACAACAUCCAGACACAGAGGAACGAACAGGGAGUUCAUCGCUAACUUCGCCAAGACCCACAGCACACCGGGGAGCACGGGCAAAUACAAGACCCCUCAGUCAACCAGCAGAGGCAACAUGAACACACCCAAGACUCCCAAAGACAAGACACCCGCUCAUACACCAAGGUCCUCCAUCUCCUCCAGCACUUCAGGCUCAGGCUCCUCAUCCUCUAAACCGGCUUCUAAACCUAAAAACUGGGUCGUCCAGCGUCUCAGCAAGAUACUCCUGCGGGACAACAACCAGGGGGGCAAGAAGGGGGGCUUGAAAGAUUUUCUCUCCUCACUUUGAAAUGCUCUUAAAUACACCUUGUCUUUAUGCAUUCUUGUAAAAAAAACAAGGGCUCAGACCCGUGUUGUAUCCUUUUUUACGCAAAGGGUUAAAGGGGAACUGGAGAAAGUUACUUGGGUUUCCGAGCCGAUGUAGGAAGGGUUGCAGUUUGCCCACCAACAUGACUAUUGCUGGGCUGUUUGGAAUGGCACUCCUGGUAUCCUGAAUGCAACAACUGGGAGCGCCGAGCUGGUAAUAUCAACUACUGCCUCGUUUAUUGAGCCAAUGAGAGGAGAGUGCUUCGUUGUGUCUUCUUAAGCACAGGCCUCUUGUAUUUUCUAAACUUGGGGGGCUAUUUUGAGUUGAAUGUUUGAAUAAGGAAAUUAUCCAUUUUUUUUAUCAAAUGGCUAAAACUCAGAAGAAAACCAAACUUUGUUCUGUCAUUGUGUUUGUGGCACGAGAGGCUUGUUUACACACCAACAUCCUUCUCUACUUAAGUUAAAUAUGCAUUUCUUUACAGUAGGUUUAUACAAUUGUUCACACUACUUGAUGUUAAAUUUAGUACUGAUUUAACAUGACAAGUGGACAUGUGCUGUCACCACUUUGGCAUUUUGUGUAUGUUCAUACAUUUCUUUUGAAGCUGUGCACUGCCACCUGUGAAGAUAUUUGUAAUUAUCAGUUUUUGUUUACAUGAAUCAGGCACAUCUGCCUAAAACCUCACUGACUUAAUGUUGUCAAGACUUUACUCUUUUUCAUGUUUUCUUUAAAUGCUUUUUGUAAGGUUACUCUUUUCAUCUUUUUGUUAAGAGCAGGAGUUUAAAUAUAUCAACGGCAUUUUGUACUGCUUGAAUACUUUAGAUUAAUCCAUUAGCUAUUCACUGUACUGUAUGUGAUUAAAUCCUGAAAUACCUCACACUUGUUUUCAAAAUACACCUUGACUCUUAUCAAUAAAAACUUCAAAGUCUGUGAAAACAA